Messenger RNA from Nyctereutes procyonoides (raccoon dog), 5100 nucleotides. It is a transcript of the gene PDLIM2, whose product is annotated as PDZ and LIM domain 2. Lineage: Eukaryota; Metazoa; Chordata; Mammalia; Carnivora; Canidae. Gene Ontology annotation, molecular function: muscle alpha-actinin binding; actin binding. Gene Ontology annotation, cellular component: Z disc; filamentous actin; adherens junction. The record is from RefSeq and is a predicted model, not a curated record. Gene Ontology annotation, biological process: actin cytoskeleton organization; heart development; muscle structure development. The transcript is spliced from 10 exons. The coding region runs from base 5 to 1249 and encodes 414 amino acids.
UCACAUGGGCGGAGGCAGGUCCCGGAGCCCCGGGCGGGCUCUCCCCAGAGUCGGGCGGCGGCGGCGGCGGCGGCGGCUCCUCAGCCUUCCUCCUUCCCUGCCCUUCCCUCCCGGGCCCGGCCGCCCAGCCCGACGGGUGAGCGGGAGCCAGCGUCUCCAUCCCUCUGCUUCCUCAGAUAUGGCGCUGACCGUGGAUGUGGCGGGGCCAGGGCCCUGGGGCUUCCGGAUCACUGGGGGCAGGGAUUUCCACACGCCCAUCAUGGUGACCAAGGUAACCGAGAGGGGCAAGGCUGAGGCUGCUGACCUCCGGCCUGGAGACAUUAUCGUGGCCAUCAACGGGGAGAGCGCCGAGGGCAUGCUCCAUGCUGAGGCCCAGAGCAAGAUCCGCCAUAGCCCCUCACCCCUGCGGCUGCAGCUAGACCGGUCUCGGGCCGCUUCCCCCAGGCAGACCAAUGGGGAAAGCUCUGUGGAAGUGCUGGCCACUCGCUUCCAGGGCUCUGUGAGGACCCACUCGGACAGCCAGUCCUCCCUGCGGUCUUCCUGCUCCAGCCCCUGCUCCUCCAGCCCCCAGCCGGGCAGCCCCUUCUCUGCCCUGCCCCCCAGCAGCCCGCACACCCUCCCUGGAGAGGCUGUGGUCAGCCGCAGUUUCCAGAACCUGGCACAUUCCCCGGGACCCACUGCUGCUGACCGCUUUUCCUAUGGGGGCCGUCCUGGAAGCCGCCAGGCCGGCCUCGGCGGCGCUGGCGACGCGGCGGUGCUGGUGCUGCCGCCUUCCCCGCGUCCCUGUCCCUCCAGCCCCAGGCUCAGUGCGGACUCCGAAAGGGGAAGCCACCUUCUGGACGAGGACUCCGAAGUCUACAAGAUGCUGCAGGAAAAUCGCGAGGGGCGGGUGGCCCCCCGGCAGUCCAGCUCCUUUCGGCUCUUGCAGGAAGCCCUGGAGGCUGAGGAGAAAGGUGGCACACCUGCCUUCCUGCCCAGCCUGCUGAGCCCCCAGUCCUCCCUGCCCACCUCCAGGGCCCUGGCCACCCCACCCAAGCUCCACACGUGUGAGAAGUGCGGCACCAGCAUUGUGAACCAUGCUGUACGCAUCCAGGAGGGGCGCUACCGUCACCCGGGCUGCUACUCCUGUGCAGACUGUGGGCUGAACCUGAAGAUGCGGGGGCACUUUUGGGUGGGAGACGAGCUGUACUGUGAGAAGCAUGCCCGCCAGCGCUACUCCUCACCCCCCACCCUCAGCUCCCAGGCCUGAGCUCCUGGCUGUGCUCUCAGCCUGCCCUCAACUCUGUGGGCACCUGUAUAGCACGGCCAUGCCAAAAGCAAGUUGGCAGGGAAGGGUGGUGGCAGGUGGUGGGGUUCCACCCUCCGCGCUAGGUGAGGCCAGGGCCUGGGACCUGUCCUCAUGCACUGUCUCACCGUCCCAGGCUUCUGCUAGGUACUCUCACUUUCCCCCGCAGGACAGGCUGUGCACCAAAGUCUGAGGUGGGCACUGCAUUGGGUAUCUCUGUGCAACAGGGGUUAGGUGGGGGAUGUGACACAGAGAUAAAUAUGUAGAAAGAGAGGGGUGGGCCAGAGGCUAAAGGUAUUCACUCUGUAUAGUUUUCACAUAUGAGCUCUAUAAAUAUAUAUACAUGGACAAAACAAAGUAGAUCUUUUCUCUCCUUCCCAGCCCGGGCCCCUGGGGAAGAGCUUCUCUCUACAACUGGGGAGAAAGUCCUUAUUGACUAAUUUUUUCCCUUUUAUUUCCCUCCCUCCCAUGAACCCCUGCCUUACCAGGUGCUUCACUAUGUGAUCCCCCUUACUGAAGAGGCUUGCUUCUUUUAGUGGAAGGUUGUGCUCUUUCUGGACAACUUCCCCUCUUUUUUAAAACAAUUUUAUUUUAUUAUUUUUAAAGAUUUUAUUCAUCCAUCCAUGAGAGACAGAAAGAGAGAGAGAGAGAGAGGGGCAGAGACACAGGCAGAGGGAAGAAGCAGGCUCCACGCAAGGAGCCUGACAUGAAACUCAAUCCCGGGUCUCCAGGAUCAGGCCCUGGGCUAAAGGCGGCGCUAAACCGCUGAGCCACCGGGGCUGCCCAAAAGAUUUUAUUUUUAAGUAAUCUCUACCCCCCAAUGUGGGGUUUGAACUUACAGCAACAGUUGGUGGAGCACAUUUGGUUGCGUGCUCCUCCUGGACCCAUUUAUUUAUUUAUUUUAAAGAUUUUAUUUAUUUGAGAAAGAGCACAUGUGGAUAAGGACGAGUCGGGUAGAGGGAGAGGGAGAAGCAGACUCCCCACUGAGCAGGGGGCUCCAUGGGGGGCUUGAUCCCGGGAUCAUGACCUGAGCCCCAGACAGGUGCUAAACUGACUGAGUCACCCAGGUGCCCCACCUCCUAGACCCUUUUUUUUUUUUUUAAGUAUUUCUUUCUUUUUCUUUUUUUUUUUUCUUUUUUUUUUUUUUUUAUGAUAGUCACAGAGAGAGAGAGAGAGAGAGAGAGAGAGAGAGAGAGAGGCAGAGACACAGGCAGAGGGAGAAGCAGGCUCCAUGCACCGGGAGCCCGACGUGGGAUUUGAUCCUGGGUCUCCAGGAUCGCGCCCUGGGCCAAAGGCAGGCGCCAAACCACUGUGCCACCCAGGGAUCCCCUAGACCCUUUUUUAUAGAUGCCAGUUUUACUGGGAUAAUUCCUGGUCCAUGAGAGGCGUGAGUUUCUCACUGGGAGCCUGGAGAAGAGGAGAGGUGCUGGAGAGCAGGCAGGAGAAAUAGGAGGCAGGCCCGGAUGUAAAAUCUGUCCAGGGCCUGCUUGGUGAGACAGUGUCAUACUCCUCUGGCACUGGCCAGCCUUGGACUCUGUGCUCCUUGCUCUACCUGGGGUGAAUGCUGUGAGCCUUGCUGACUUACCCAGAUGAGCCGGGUGGGCAGGAGAAGGGCAGCAUCCAGAGCACCUCUAGCACUUGGCUAAGGCUGUCUGCACCCAUUUGAGAAAGAUAAUCACCAGAAAGAACCUCGGACAGGGCUGCAGGUUAGCCUUGCCUGGGAAGGAUAGGCCAGUGGAGUCCCCAUCCCAAGGGACCACCCUACCCACCCUGGGAGACCCCACUGGCUUCAUUGGUAGUUGAUUUGAGAAACAAAAACAAUCAGUGAAGAGUGCUAGGUGAGUCUACCCUCAGGUAUGUUUGAGUUGAGGUGGGGGCCAGAGGUUCCCUACCAGAUUUAGGGCUUGAUUCACCCACCACCCCCAGUCCUAAUCCCAAAGGACAUUUCAGAAAGGUGUAUGGGGGGGUCCCUGGGUGGCGCAGCGGUUUGGCGCCUGCCUUUGGCCCAGGGCGCGAUCCUGGAGACCCGGGAUCGAAUCCCACAUCGGGCUCCCGGUGCAUGGAGCCUGCUUCUCCCUCUGCCUGUGUCUCUGCCUUUCUCUCUCUCUCUGUGACUAUCAUAAAAAAAAAAAAAAAAAAAAAAAAAAAAAAAAAAAAAAAAAACUUAAAAAAAAAAAAAACCAGAAAGGUGUAUGGGUGCUUCUGGGUGCUCCAGACCUACCCACCCCACCUCCAGGUAGCUUGAGGAAUGGGCCACAGCCUCAGCUUUAUUUUCAUAGAAAUGAUCAAAGCUGGACUUCAGAGGCUUUUGUGCUGUGGGGCUCUUUUUGGAAGGAACCUUGGUGGAGACUGUUGGUGUUGGCUCCUCAGGCACCUGUUGAUAUAAUUUACACCUUCCUAUAAUUGUCUCACCUUUUGCCUGGAUGGCUGCCUUUAUUUUCAUAGAAAAGAUCAAGGCUUUCUGUGGCUUAGGAGUGCACCAGGCCAGAAUACCUGGUCCGCAACGGGACGGCCUCCUUGGCGCCACCUACUGUCAGAGGUAGCCCACGACAGGGAGCUACAGAGGAGAAUGCGCCCAAAAGGGGCCAUUCACCCCUCCGUCAAUACCUGGGUCCUGGCACAGUGAGAAUAUGGAAAAAUAUAGCCUUUUUUUGUUGCUUUCCUGAAGGUAAUGGUCAAGUGGCAGCAACUGAGAUGGCAUGAAUGAAAUAAGACUAUAUGGCAAUGAGUGCUAAGAGCUAAUGUGGAACAUACGAGGCGGGCCCCCUGAGUACAGAGCAGAGGCCAUCUGUGUGUAAGGAUGGACAGGACUUGACAGGUGGAAUGGACAGACGCCAACCGAUGGGGUGGGUGCAGGUGGAAUGCUCAGUUUAGGGCAGAGGCUGAAGGAGGUACCAAGAGAAGACUAGAAAGGGAGAUGGGAGCCUUGAAUGCCAGAAGAAAUGGUCUGAACUUCACCUGAGGCUCUGGAAACAUUUUGAAAAUUUAAAGCAGGGGAGUGACAGGUUGGAAAAGGUGGGCUGGGAUAUUAACAUGGUCAGAUCCCCACCUGUAACCAAGCCUGGUGGGCCAGCAGUGUUCUAAGGAGUGGAGGAGAACAAAAUGUGGGAUAGGAGCCCCUUGUGAAAUGGGUAUGCCAGUGAGUUGCUGAAUGCCUUUGGAAGGCUGGAUGGGUUUUUUUGUUUUUGUUUUUGUUUUUGUUUUUGUUUUUUUUGGCUGGAUGGGUUGAAGCUGAAAUCCAGUUCUUUAGUUGUGGCAGGCAGCUCUCUUUGCAGGAGCCUGAGGAUUUCAGAGUGCUGUGCAGCUACACCGCCAGCCUGAGCUUGGGAGCAAAGUUCUUUGGAAGAUGGAGUUAUUAGCCAAACCCAUUGGUCAGAGGAGAAGGUUGGGGGCAGUCUUCGAUCUUUUACCUUGCUCUCCCUCCACCCAUGCCAAGCCAGCUGUGAGCGCCCACUCCACGUGACCCAGAUAUAGUGUGUGUGUGUGGCAACUAUCUAAUUAUAAGACUGCAAUUUGUCCAGUGCUGUGCCCUCUUGAGUUUUUUUUUUUUUUUUUUUUUUUUGCAUUUGGGGGAAUAACUUCAGAAAUGAAGACAGAUUCAAGUUAGAAGUUCCCUGAGAGGGGAUCCCUGGGUGGCACAGCGGUUUGGCGCCUGCCUUUGGCCCAGGGUGCAAUCCUGGAGACCCGGGAUCGAAUCCCACGUCGGGCUCCCGGUGCAUGGAGCCUGCUUCUCCCCCUGCCUGUGUCUUUGCCUCUCUCUCUCUCUCUGUAUGACUAUCAUAAAUAAAUAAAAAAAAAAUUUAGAAGUUCCCUGA